This is a messenger RNA of Phragmites australis (common reed), 2317 nucleotides long. RefSeq lists its product as uncharacterized. Bases 228 to 1007 code for a protein of 259 amino acids. Lineage: Eukaryota; Viridiplantae; Streptophyta; Magnoliopsida; Poales; Poaceae. The record is from RefSeq and is a predicted model, not a curated record. The transcript has a single exon.
GGGCGCUGGCACGCAGAAACCCCGCAAGAAGUAGCCAUUUCCGCCCCCGAAUGGCACCCGCUGCUGCGCACGCGAGAUCCAAACAAACCCCCGCACCCCUCCCAAGGCGCUUCACUUAUUAACCGAAGCGUGCCGCGCAGCCUAGGAUUGGCGCUUCCCUUGUCAGGUGAGUGGGCGGCGACGCAGGCAGGCUUGGCCGAGUCGGUUGAAGAGGAGGAGGUGGUGGGAUGGAGGGGAGGGUGCUGCGGCGCAGCGUCACGCUGGCGGACCAGCUCGCCGCGGUGGGGCCGGCACCGGUUGGGCCUGAGACAGCAGGGUCGUGCAACCUCCGCGACCUGCUCAAGCUCCGCGACGAGGACGACCACGCGGCGGGGCUCCAAGCGGCGGCGGCGGUCACGCUGGCCUCCGCCAUGGCCGCCGAGAGGCAGACCUCGUUGCCAGCGUCUUCGUCGUCCUCCGCUGCCGCCGCCGCGGCGCGCACCCUCCUCGAUAUUAUCCGCGACGACCAGCCAACCGCCGCGGGCGUUGGAGCCGGUGACGCCCUCGUCCGCCGCGCGGUGUCGCUGCCGGCCCCGAGCACGACCUCCUCGCCGGCGUCGACACCGGCCGCGCCUGCUGCUCCGCCUCCGCAGCCGCCGAGCAACCUCCCCGCGGCGGCGGAGGAGGAGGAGCAAGGGGAGAGGGUUUCCCUGAUGGCGCUGCUGGAGCAGACGGACAGGCAGUGGAGCGCCGGCGCCGGCGCCGGCACCGUGACGGCGCGCGAAGACGAUUUCCCGGCGGCGGAGGCGGAGGCGCUGCUGGGGGUUGAGGACGACGCGGAGCCGGAGGCGGUGGGCAAAGGGGUGGUCGCCGGGUUCUGCUGCGUGUGCAUGGCGCGGGCCAAGGGCGCGGCCUUCAUCCCGUGCGGCCAUACCUUCUGCCGCGCCUGCGCCCGCGAGCUCCUCGCCGGCCGCGGCCGUUGCCCGCUCUGCAACGCCGCCAUCGUCGACGUCCUCGACAUCUUCUGACCGACACCUGCACUCCACACCCUCAGCUCGCCGCCGCCGGCGGUGCCGACACAUCGUCCGGCGAAAUGCGCGCAAGAACCGCCUCGGCUCGGAUCAGCCUAUCGGGUGCGCCCGCAACUGAAAUAGGAUCCAGAAAUAGAUAGAUCUCUCAUCUCUUCUCUGCCCUGUUCUUGUACUGCCAUUGUGAAAAAGAUUAGAACAUGCCCGACUUCAAUUGGAGUAUCAUCAUUUGUUGCAACCUGCCGCAAAGAGAUCAUCAUUUUCGUGCUGCGCUGCGCAUUUCUCUUCUCGUUUCAAUUCCCAAAUCCAGAACAAGAAACAAUACUGGAUCAAGCAAUUUAUUGGGUCUUGCAUGAACCAAUUAGCCAGAGCUAGUAUAGUCUGGUUGAAAUAAAACUGUGUUUGACCCGAGAUUAGUACUGCGACAGCAAUUAAUCUCGAUUAAUUACUCCUCUGCUGCUGCUAUUCCAGCAAGCAAGCACGCACUGUUUGAAGAUCUCAAGGAAUGAUUCAUCAUGAUACCCUGCGCGCGCGCUUUUAAUUUUGUUUACUGCUCCACUCCACUCCACUAUGCAUUUCCACGGCAUGAACUCAUUUACCACUUCCAGCUAAGAGCGUCUCUCGGAGUCUCACCGUAGCACCUUCCAUCCGAGCCAAUAGCCAAAACUAACAAAAAAAAAAAAACCCCUCUAGAAGAGCCUCUAUCACCCACGCCAUUUUGAUAGGCGUACUAUCCCGACCUCCUGUCUUCCCUCGCGCCAUGCUUCAACCGCCGCUCGCCCACGUGCACUCCCGCCACCAUAUGGCCUCCGGCUUCAAGAGGAUCUCCGCCAAGGCUUUCCCUUCCUCCGGACCCGCCCCGCUCUCUACCUCCUAGAAGUACUUCGUCGGCCUCCCCACCCUCGCCUACUGCAUCCUCAAGCACGCCAACAAUAUCGUCGACAAUCUCCUCGCCUAGAUCGACACCCCGACGGUGCUGGCCUCCAUGGCUCCGCCCCGGGCCCUCUAGUUGGUCACCCGCCCCUAUAGGCUGGAUGCUCCCCUUCGCCCUGGUACUACAGAGGAAAUCCCAUCCCGCUGUGGAUCCGUGAGGGAACCGUGUGGAUCUAGUGGUGGGCGUCCUCGUCAAGCUCCAGGUGCAUCUCCAUUGGUCGUUGUGUAGGUGCAGCGGAUGCCCGACGACAAUGCCGUGUGGUAGCGCAUUGAGGCCCACGAUUUGUGCAUCCUCACCGAGCUCCACGCGUGGAACUCGUGGGUGCAAUCAACUUGUGUGGCGCGGGGGGCUCGUAAUUCUUUCACUCUGUUCUUGC